UUUGAAUUGGAGCCCAAUAUUGUCAAUACACUUCACAAAGAGGAACGAACUGUAAAAUAGGCACUGUAGACGAUAAAAAUCUAGGGUUCCAAAUGGCCCUCUUUUGCCCACCUUGUAAACCCCCAAUUCCGUGCCCUAAAUCUCAUCGGAAUUACGCAAUUCGAACACCAUUUACAGCAAUUACGUCGAUUCCCAGAAACCCUAAUUCCGAAUUUUUAAAAAUUUCAAUUUCUGCUCCUGCUAAACUUAUCGAUUCAUUUAUCCAUAAAAACAAACCCAGCUCAAGUUUGAGUUAUCCAGGUGAAUUGGAUAAAGGGGCUUCCUCCAAUGUGAUUAUCUUCAUCAAAGGACUAGCGCAAUCGACUUCAGAGGGAGGGCUAAAAUCGGAAUUUUCACGAUUUGGAGAAGUCAGUCGAGUCAAAAUCGUAAGCGACAAGAAAACGAAGCAACCCCUAGGGUUUGCUUACGUCUGGUUUGCUAGAGAAGACCACGCACAAGCUGCUGUGGACGAAAUGAACGGACAUUUUUUCGAGGGCAGAUUUAUACGCGUGGCAUUUGCGAAGCCCGGAUCUUGCAAAGCCCGUUCGGAGCCUAGUCCUUACAAGUUCUAGACGAUGUGUAAGAUUAUAAAAAAGUGGGUCCCACCUGUAAGUAUCGUAUGUAAUCACGUCGUUCCUACCAAACGGGCCCUUAGUAAUGCCGAUAAUAUGUAUAUAUGAUGCAUGUAGAUACUGAAUUAUGGUUAAAGAAGAUCCAGAAUAUUGUAAUCUUACCUUGUGGCCCCACACACUUGGCACGUGACCAAAUUGUACUAGUUAUUUUUGUAGGGGGUUAAAAUAUCAUCAUAUACUAUAUAUGUGUAUAUCUUUGUGUCAUAUAUCCACCAGCUUGGUGCCACGUGUCAUGUGAUUACAGCUCAAGUGGAAGACUUUGAAUUGGAUACCA
Molecule: messenger RNA, 945 nt
Organism: Erythranthe guttata (spotted monkey flower)
Lineage: Eukaryota; Viridiplantae; Streptophyta; Magnoliopsida; Lamiales; Phrymaceae
Product: RNA-binding (RRM/RBD/RNP motifs) family protein
Molecular function (GO): RNA binding
Source: RefSeq, a predicted model, not a curated record